CAGUGAUUAACAAAUUGAAAUGAAAAUGUCCGCCGAAAUAAAACGUUUUUAUUUUAUUAUGUGACUGUUUACUCAUAAGGCUAUGUGAGGUGUACCUAUUUAGAAUAUCAAUAAUCCAAAUCAAUAAUAUAAUAACUAUUAUUUGCACAACAUGAUUGUUCAAGAACCUAUACAGGUAAUCGUUUGGGAUUGUCUUAACAAUUACGAAUAUGACAAUGCUAUAUUUCUGGCAGAAAGGCUACACGCUGAAGUUUCUUCGGAGGAAACUGCAUUUUUGCUGGGAACGUGUUAUUACAGAGCUGGACGAAUAAAUGAAACAUUUUACUUACUCCAUAACAUUACCCUCACCCUACCACAGGCUAGAUAUCUAUUAGCAAAAUGUUCUGUAGACCUCAAGUCAUACAAAGACGCUGAAGCAGUGUUAGGAACGAAUCUAGAUAUUGUUGCUUCUGAGUUUGGUGAACAAGCACCAUAUGCAUUACAACUACUAGCCAAAAUUUACAAUAUAACCGAGAGGAGAAGUAAAGCAGCUGAGGCUCAUAGGAAAGCUCUGUCUCUUAAUCCCUUCAUGUGGAAAUCUUUCUCUCAGCUAUGUAACAUGGGAGAAAAGGUUGAUCCCCAUCAAGUAUUCCAGAUAAACAACUCUGAAUUUACAUUUGGUGUCUCUACAUUAGUAAAUCUAGUCAGCAAUUCAGAAAACAUUUCCAUAAUCAAUAGCAAUAUUCCUAAUAAUACCAGUUUCAAUUUGAAUAUUACACCAAAUAAUAUCGCCACCCGUACACCCAUGUCUGUUUCCACGAGCAUAACUCCGGAGACACAAGCACCUGUGAAAAGAAUGCAUAGUGUAUUCAGCGGGAUGGCCCCGAUCCCAUUUUCACCUUCGUUUGGCAUGCUCCCUGUGGAAGAAUCUCCAGUAUUAUACACCCCCACACUGACCGAUUCUAAUGAACAGAAGGCUAUACCAAAGAUAGUGAAUUCCUUGCGAGCUCAUGUCGGUCAGUUAAAAGAUGCAGUGUUUAGCCCUAGCCCCAGAUGCACUCUCGGUCCUGCACCCAGAAGAUCAUCCAGGCUGUUCAGUAAUAACAAUAGCAGCUACUCCGUGAAGGAAAACAAUAAGUCCCCAAGCAGAAAGUUUGUUGCUCCAAAAAGUCCAUCAAGAAAAAAUAAACAACGCAAAAACAUUAAAGGGACCACAGAAAGCAACGAAAGGAACAAGAGCAUGGAAACUGUAACACCCACUCUCACACCCAAGAGUACUAAUGGCGUUGCAUUACUAGGCCUGCUGAAGGAAUUGGGUGAGGCUUACAAAUCUCUGGCGUUCCUUGAUUGCAAGACUGCAAUCAAACAAUUCCAGGAAAUUCCACAUAAACAAUUGCAUUCACCGUGGGUCCAGACAAUGAUUGCGAAGGCCCACUAUGAGCUAGCACAAUAUGAGGCUGCAGUUAAGAUUUUUGUUGAGAUUAGAAAGCAACACCCUAACCGUACUGAAGGCAUGGAUGUAUAUAGCACCUGUUUAUGGCACUUACAGAGGGAAGCUCAACUGUCAGCUUUAGCUCAGGAGUUAGUGGAACUGAAUAGAAAUGACUCGAUAGCGUGGCUGGCGGCCGGCAACUGCUUCUCUCUACACAAAGAAAGAGAAACUGCUUUAAAAUUCUUUAAGCGUGCAGUACAAAUUGAUCCAGAUGCGGCGUACGGUCAUGCCCUACUGGGUCACGAAUAUGCUGUUGCAGAAGAGAGUGAUAAGGCUCUCUCGAGCUUUAGGACUGCUGUCAGUAUUGAUCCUCGCAACUAUGUAGCGUGGUUCGGAAUUGCGACAGUAUUCGCGAGACAGGAGAGGUGGAAAGCCUCCGAGGUUCACAUACGAAGAGCUUUGGCAAUACAUCCACAUUCUGGGGUUUUGAGAUGUCAGUUGGGACUUGCACAGGCAGCUCUAGGCAAAAUGGAUCGAGCAUUAUCAACUUUAGAGAGAGCAGUCGCGUUAGACAAGGAAAAUCCUUUAUGUCGUUUCCACAGAGCCUCCGUGUUACUGAGAGCGGGAAGGCCUGAAGAUGCACUAGCCGAUUUAAAUCACUUGAAAGAUAUAGCACCUAGAGAGUCCUUAGUUUACUAUUUGCUCGGGAAGGUCUACAAUAAACUGGGAGAUUCACAUCUCGCCCUCAUGCACUUCAGUUGGGCCACAGACUUAGAUCCAAAAGGUACAGGUGGUCACAUAAAAGAAGGCUUCGAUCCUUCAAAACAGGACGAUCCCCCUGAGAAAUCGAGUUAAAUUGUAAUCAUUCUGUGUAUUAGGAUAUUGAGGUGUAGAUCUGCCAACUUUUAGUUUUUGGCAACAGAGUCACUCGACUGAUCAUUUGUGUAAAUUAUGACCGCUCACCGAUCCAACUCUGAUUUGACACCAAAUCUUCCAAAUAUAGCUUUAUGGAGCUCGGUUGGUGAGUGAUGGCAUUUAGCUGUUGUAGUAGUAAGGGCGUACGUGAAUCUGUUUAUAUAGAGUAAGAUGUGGAUAUUCUUUUUCGUUCUUCUAGUUUAUUGACUUGUAUAGCCAAUACUUCAUAGAAUGUUAAAUAUUAUGGUUAAAGACAAAAACACAUAGGGUCUUGAUCUCAAUGUGAUGUUUUUAUUUAAAUAAUAUACAUUCAUUACAAAUAACUUGACAUUGCAAUCGAUGAUAAUGACAUACCAAUCGCGUGAUAAGAGUCCAAAGCUAAAUUCAUGUAGAACUCAAAUUCCUUACGUGAACCGCUGGCGGUGCCGAAAAUAUGUAUUUCGAAUCAAGUUACUGUACAAAUUCAGUUUUUGAUAUCCAAGAUAUAUUUCUAUGCAUGCAAAAACUUUCCUAGAUAUUACUUGACAGUCAAUAGGUAAAUAUUAGGUGUAUAUUCAACCAAAAAUCAUAUUAUGUAGACUUAGAAGUUUUGUACAGACUAAUGAAUGUUCAUAAACUGCUUAUCAUUUUAUUGUAUAACGCACUAUUGUCCUUUGAAUCACCAAUCAACUGUUAGCUCUGUGAAAACAUGUAACAACCUGAAUAUUAUAUGUGAACUUAUAAAAAGAUA
Messenger RNA from Aricia agestis (brown argus), 3056 nucleotides. RefSeq names its product cell division cycle protein 27 homolog (gene Cdc27). The record is from RefSeq and is a predicted model, not a curated record. Gene Ontology annotation, biological process: cell division. The coding region runs from base 152 to 2266 and encodes 704 amino acids. The transcript has 5 exons. Gene Ontology annotation, molecular function: protein binding. NCBI's taxonomy places the organism in Eukaryota, Metazoa, Arthropoda, Insecta, Lepidoptera, Lycaenidae.